AUGUCUAAUUGGCCUAAAGUCACUGCCGAGAACCCACUUGGUCUCGAUGACCCUUCUUUGCUCAUUCAAAAAGGACUCAUCGAUGGAAAAUGGGUUGGUACCGAAUCAGGAGAGACCUUUGAGGUUAAUGACCCAGCCUCAGGCAAAGUGAUCGGAACAUGUCCUGACCAAACCGUCUCCGACACCAAAAACGCCAUCGACGCAGCCCACAAGGCAUUCUCCACUUACAAGACCACCUCCCCUGCUCAGCGACAAGCCUACUUGGCAGAAUUGCACCGACUUUACAUGGCCAAUAUAAACGAUAUCACUCGAUUGAUCGUUUGGGAAAACGGUAAAUCAUGGAACGACGCAUUGGCAGAGGCCAACUAUGCCGGAUCAUUCUUCUCUUGGUUCGCUGCUGAAGCUCUUCGAACCAACGGUGAAACCAUCCCUUGUUCUGUACCCGGAACUAGAAACAUAACCAUCAAACAGCCUAUCGGUGUUGUCGCUUUACUCGUACCGUGGAAUUUCCCAGCUGCCAUGAUUGCUAGGAAAUUAGGUCCCGCUUUGGCUGUUGGUUGUACAAGUGUGGUCAAAGUGCCCAGCGAAACUCCAUUCACUACGUUGGCUAUUGUUGAGCUCGCUAGGCGAGCCGGUGUUCCAGACGGUGUAAUCAACGUCAUAACCACUGACAAACACCUCCAAGACGUAGGUAAAGAAAUAUGUACCAACCCUUUAGUCCACAAGGUAUCUUUCACCGGAUCAACCAGAGUCGGUAAACUAUUGGCAGAACAAUGUUCAGGAACAUUAAAAAAGAUGUCAUUGGAGCUCGGUGGGAACGCACCAUUGAUCGUAUUUGAUGAUGCCGAUUUGCCUACCGCCGUGGCUGGAACGAUCGCAUCCAAAUUUAGAGGAUCGGGACAAACUUGCGUCUGCGCCAAUAGGAUUUACGUCCAGGAUGGUAUAUACGAUAAGUUCGCUCAAGCCCUCGCGGAGAAAGUUGGUCAAUUCAAAGUUGGACCAGGGUUCGAUGAAGGUGUCACGCAUGGUCCGUUGAUCCAUAAGAGACAGGCUGAUAAAGUUGAUGAGCACGUCCAAGAUGCCGUCUCGAAAGGAGCCAAGAUCUUAGUUGGUGGAAAGAGGGGUAAAGGAACGGAAUAUAUACCUACAGUUUUGGCGGAUGUACCAGACAGCUGUCUCAUCGCAACUGAAGAGACUUUCGGUCCCGUCGCUGCCCUGUUCCGAUUCAAGACUGAAGAAGAGGUCAUCGCUCGAGCGAACAACUCUGAAGUUGGUCUAGCAGGAUACUUCUUCUCUGAAGAUGUCGAUAGGGUAUUCAGAGUUUCCGAAGCUUUGGAAACCGGUAUGGUUGGAGCUAAUACCGGUAUGAUCAGUCAGGCUGUUAUUCCAUUUGGAGGUAUCAAGGAAUCAGGUUACGGUAAAGAAGGUGGUCACCAGGGUACCGAAGAGUAUAUGAUUACCAAACUGGUUGCUAUCGGAUCGAGAAUCAAGCAAUAG
Messenger RNA from Kwoniella botswanensis, 1497 nucleotides. RefSeq lists its product as uncharacterized. The transcript is spliced from 7 exons. Bases 1 to 1497 code for a protein of 498 amino acids. Gene Ontology annotation, molecular function: succinate-semialdehyde dehydrogenase (NAD+) activity. The record is from RefSeq and is a predicted model, not a curated record. Gene Ontology annotation, cellular component: cytoplasm. Gene Ontology annotation, biological process: GABA catabolic process. Lineage: Eukaryota; Fungi; Basidiomycota; Tremellomycetes; Tremellales; Cryptococcaceae.